CCCGUCGCUGCUUCCUCGGCUUUCUCUUCUUUAUUAGAAAACUCAGCAGGUCUACUUCAUAAUACUGUAGUUCAGUGUUCAGAUCAUUUGAUCUCGAUCUGAACUGGGCUGCCGUGUUGAUAAAAAUCAAGGUGCUGCAGUUGGUAUAGCAAGCGGCGACUUUCUGUUGCCAUCAGCCCAUCAUCACGUCGUCGUCUAGAGCAGAGCAAGUCAGGAGGCGGAGGCGGCAACGAGGGGACACGGCGGGCACCCUUACGCGCCGGCGGAGCAGCUGUCGCAGGGCCAGGCCUCGCGCCCUACCUGGGCGCUUCCCUCUUCGUCUUCCUCGCCGUCUAGCUCGUCUCCGGUAACAGAAUUAUUGCCGUAUCAUCAAAGAUAUGCCUACAACAAUACCGUAUCAUCACAUAACCAAAGAAGGAGGACCAAGAUUCUAGAUAAAAGCAUGACUCCCUCGCCUCUUGGAAUUUCUCUCAGACGUCCGGCAUCGGCCAUGGCCGCCUGUUUCUUGUGCGUCGUGCGUGCGUGUCUAGUCGUCUCCCAAGAAGAAGGCAAGAAACAAAGGGAUGAUGGGAAGUGGAACUCGGCAUAGCUUUGGCCAUGCACGGUCUAUCUUGUCGGUUUAUCCAUUUCUCUUAUGAUACUUAUUAAUUUGUAGAUUUUCUUACUUAUUAUAUAAUUUUUUUCAUCUAUUAUUUUAACAUGAAUCUCAACACAAAUCAGUUAUGAUAAUCCAUGCGGACGGGAUGGAUACUUGGACCGCGGGCUGCCUUCUUGCCUCUCUGUGUUGGGCUGUUAGUGCUGUGGACCUUGCAUGAGACACUGGUAGUCCUAUUGGCUUAGACCUACAGUAAGUCGUCUCCCUUCACUAGUUCUCCCUUGCUCAUCAUUAAGCACUCCUACAGAGUGUGUGGCCACAUUAUCAAACAUCGAUAUAAAAGCAUUUUUCUCGGUUGCAACCUUCUGUGCUUACGCAAAAAAAAAAAAAUCGGUUUAUUUUUGCCACGUUAUAUAUGGUGGGUGCUUACAAGGAGGAAGGGGUGGUUAAGUUUGCUUCGGAUGCUUAAGGUAUCUAAGGUUAGAGCUAUUUAAGCACACAUCUGUAUUGGAGAGAAGAGUUUUUAUACGUGCUUAAUUAUAUGUCAAUAUUCUCUCUCUUUAAGCACUUGCGCCAAAGCAUCUUGCAUUGCAUGUUGUCUUAAUUGGUACCGGUAGUUACACGUGCAAGCAUUUUCUGAAGCACUGGUGCCUGAUCGAGCAUAGGUGCCGCGUGACAAGCACCCCUCUCAUGUCAUCGGCGAUCGAGCUUGAAGGAAGAUGUCGCAGGUUAUCCAAGACCGACCGUCUGCUCAUCUGCCGGUGGGCGUUCACCGGCCUCACCCACAGCAUCAUGGAGGGGACCUUCGCCGUCACCCCUGAUUUUUGCAGGAAGGAGAACCCCAGCUACUUCGAUGAAGCCAGUAAGCUCUCGGUGAUUUUCCCCAUUUGCCAUAUUACAUGUCGAUUCAAACAUGGUGCCAGCACUAGUGUGUUGCUGUUCAGUGAAAGAGUUGAAGCAGUAACAGCUGUGUUAGAAGGCCCUGCGUCACUACUUGCAAUAUAUGCAAUUGCAUCCCGGAAAUCCUACAACAAUAUUCUCCAGGUCACCGUCUGUUUGGGCCAGCUCUACGGAUGCUUGGUUUACUUCAUCACUGCAUACUUCAUUGGUGCAAACAGUUCAUGGGUGGUCAUACCAACGCUCAUCGCCAUAAGGAGCUGGAAGAUGAUCUACGCAGCGUUUCGAGCUGAAAAGGUGAAGAUUAAAUAAGGCUGCCUUAGCCUUAUGCUG
This is a messenger RNA of Phragmites australis (common reed), 1825 nucleotides long. RefSeq names its product probable 3-beta-hydroxysteroid-Delta(8),Delta(7)-isomerase. Gene Ontology annotation, cellular component: endoplasmic reticulum; membrane. Gene Ontology annotation, biological process: sterol biosynthetic process. The transcript has 2 exons. Gene Ontology annotation, molecular function: cholestenol delta-isomerase activity; steroid Delta-isomerase activity; C-8 sterol isomerase activity. The record is from RefSeq and is a predicted model, not a curated record. Lineage: Eukaryota; Viridiplantae; Streptophyta; Magnoliopsida; Poales; Poaceae. Bases 1286 to 1804 code for a protein of 172 amino acids.